CCUUGCUGGCUCCCUCCUCCAGCCUCAGCCUCACCCUGGUGCAGCCAGAAUGGUUGCUCCGAAACGCAAAGAUGCCCGCAUCCCUCCUGUGCCUCGCCCCUUCAGGGGCUCUCACAAACCUCAGGAUAAGAGUUGAACAUCACCCCCAUCUGCAGAAAAUUGGCAACAUCUCUGAGGAGCCCUUGCUUUUUCCUGGGACACCCAGGAUCAUGGUUUCCUGUUUCAUGGAGUCUCUCAGUGUCCUGGGUUCCCUCUUGCUGAUUGGACUCCAGCUUGUCUGCCCGCAGCCCUCCACUGAACACAGAAAGGUCCCGCAGCGGAUGGCUGUGGCCGAGGGCGCCCCGGAGGACGGCGGCGGCGGCGCCCCGGGCGUGUGGGGCUCCUGGGGCCCCUGGUCCGCCUGCUCGCGCAGCUGCAGCGGCGGCGUGAUGGAGCAGACGCGGCCCUGCCUGCCCAGCUCGUACCGCGCACGCGGGGGCCCGCGGCCCGGAGCCCCCGCGCGCGCCUUCGCGGGCCACGUGGUGUCAGCCGUGCGCACGUCGGUGCCGCUGCACCGGAGCCGCGAGGAGACACGCGCCCCUGCCGGCCUCAACUCCAGUCGCCAGGGCCCGGCGCUGCGAGGCAGCCGGCACCCGCAGGCCCGGGGCCGCGAACCCACGGCGGAGAGAAGGAGCAGGACCCGAGGUCCCAUCGGCCCUGGCAAGUAUGGUUAUGGGAAAGCCCCGUACAUCUUACCGUUGCAGACAGAUUCUGCACACCCACCCCAGAGGCUUCGGCGGCAGAGGCCCUCAUCCCGGAAUUCCAGGUCCCAGGGGGCAUCUGGCUCUAGCCAUGGCUACCACCCUUCAGCUCACCAGGCCCCCCAGCAUGGACCUCUGUACCAGAGUGACAGUGGCCCGCAUUCUGGACUGCAAGCCUCAGAGGGCUCUGUCUACCAGCUGCCUUUGACCCAUGACCAAGGCUUCCCUGCAGCCUCCAGUCUCUUCCACAGCCAGGAAGCAAGCAGCAGCCCUGGGCUGGGGGCCCCCAGGGCAGCUCAGAGCUUCUCCCAGCCCACCAGAUCUACAGCCAUCUCCUGCAUCGGGGCCUAUCGGCAGUACAAGCUGUGCAACACGAACGUGUGUCCAGAAAGCAGUAGAAGUAUCUGGGAGGUACAGUGUGCAUCCUACAACAACAAGCCGUUCAUGGGCCGUUUUUAUGAAUGGGAACCAUUUGCAGAAGUCAAGGGCAACCGGAAGUGUGAGCUGAACUGCCAGGCGAUGGGCUACCGCUUCUAUGUGCGGCAAGCUGAGAAGGUCAUUGAUGGCACCCCCUGUGACCAGAAUGGCACGGCCAUCUGUGUGUCCGGGCAGUGCAAGAGCAUUGGCUGUGAUGACUACCUAGGCUCCGACAAAGUCGUGGACAAGUGCGGGGUGUGCGGAGGCGACAACACGGGCUGCCAGGUCGUGUCGGGUGUGUUUAAGCAUGCCCUCACCAGCCUGGGCUACCACCGCGUUGUGGAGAUUCCCCAAGGAGCCACAAAGAUCAACAUCACCGAGAUGUACAAGAGCAACAACUAUUUGGCCUUGCGAAGUCGUUCUGGCCGCUCCAUCAUCAAUGGGAACUGGGCAAUUGACCGGCCCGGAAAAUAUGAGGGCGGAGGGACCAUGUUCACAUACAAGCGUCCAAAUGAGAUUUCGAGCACUGCCGGAGAGUCCUUUUUGGCCGAAGGUCCCACUAAUGAGAUCUUGGAUGUCUAUAUGAUACACCAGCAGCCUAACCCAGGAGUCCACUACGAGUACGUUAUCAUGGGGAACAACGCCAUCAGCCCACAGGUGCCACCUCACAGGAGACCAGGGGAGCCCUUCAACGGCCAGCUGGUACCAGAAGGGAGGAGCCAGCAGGAGGGAAAAGAGAAAGAGGGGGACCAGGAGAAGGCAGACGCACACGGCGGGGCACCUGAAAUGUUCACGUCGGAAUCAGCACAGACCUUCCCGGUCAGGCAGCCAGACAGAUUCUCUCCCCACCGGGCGGACAGUGUGGUACCGCCGGCUGCACAGGCCCCUCGGCGGAGCCGGGAUCACAACUGGAAGCAGCUGGGGACCUCAGAGUGCUCGACCACCUGCGGGAAAGGAUCGCAGUACCCUAUUUUUCGCUGUGUGCACAGAAACACUCACGAAGAGGUUCCUGAGAGCUACUGUGACUCAACCAUGAAGCCGACCCCCGAGGAGGAGCCCUGCAACAUCUUCCCUUGCCCGGCCUUCUGGGACAUCGGGGAGUGGUCCGAGUGCAGCAAAACCUGCGGCCUGGGCAUGCAGCACCGGCAGGUCCUCUGCCGCCAGGUGUACGCCAACCGCAGCCUGACGGUGCAGCCCUACCGCUGCCAGCACCUGGAGAAGCCCGACACCGCCAGCACCUGCCAGCUCAAGAUCUGCAGCGAGUGGCAGAUCCGGACGGACUGGACCUCGUGUUCGGUGCCCUGUGGAGUGGGACAGAGGACCCGGGACGUGAAGUGUGUGAGCAACAUCGGGGACGUGGUCGACGACGAGGAAUGCAACAUGAAGCUCCGGCCCAAUGACAUUGAGAACUGCGACAUGGGCCCAUGUGCCAAAAGCUGGUUCCUGACUGAGUGGAGUGAGAGGUGCUCGGCGGAGUGCGGGGCUGGAGUGCGGACGCGCUCGGUGGUGUGCAUGACCAACCACGUCGGCAGCCUGCCCCUGGAGGGCUGCGGGAGCAACCGGCCAGCAGACGCCACCCCGUGUGACAACGGGCCCUGCACCGGCAAGGUGGAGUGGUUUGCGGGGAGCUGGAGCCAGUGUUCCAUCGAGUGUGGGAGCGGGACCCAGCAGAGGGAGGUGAUCUGUGUUAGGAAGAACACAGACACCUUUGAAGUGCUGGACCCCUAUGAAUGUUCCUUUCUGGAGAAACCCCCCAGCCAGCAACCCUGCCACCUCAAGCCCUGCGGGGCCAAAUGGUUUAACACAGAAUGGAGCAUGUGUUCCAAGAGCUGUCAGGGUGGUUUCCGUGUCCGGGAAGUACGCUGUCUGGCAGAUGACAUGACCCUAAGUAAUCUCUGUGACCCUCAGAUGAAACCAGAAGAAAAAGAAUCCUGUAACCCUCAGGACUGUGUCCCUGAAGUUGAUGAAAACUGCAAGGACCGGUACUACAACUGCAACGUGGUGGUCCAGGCCAGACUCUGUGUCUAUAACUACUACAAGACCGCCUGUUGCGCCUCCUGCACGCGUGUGGCCAACAGGCACUCGGGCUUCCUCGGGAGCAGAUAACAUCCCACUCCACACCCGUGGGCAGGUCCGGGAGUCUGUGAGCGGUGGGACCGGCUGGCUGCUGCCCUACUGGGGGCCCCCUGGCCUGUGGAGCUGCCAGUCAAGUUAGUCCGCACCCUGCCUUCGUAAAGUGUACACGCAGUGCCCAAGAGCAAGGCCACGGUUGUCCUUUGAGCAUCACCAUGAACUGAUGACCCCUCCUCCAGAAGCCUGGCCCCUGCGCUCUCUGCAGACCAAGCGGUGGGGAGUGCCUUCAGCUCUCAGCUGACUCCAUCCUGGCACUUUCUAAGUCAGCAGCCGGGCCCUGUCUGGGCGCUGCCUCAUCCCUGGCGCUGCAGGCCCUUCCAAUAUCAGUGCCCCAGGGAGAGUCAGAGGAGGCAGCACCCCCACCCCAGGGCCCCCCUAAGGCUUGCUAAGAUGCCUGCAUUCCUCUGUUACCUCAGCCCGGCUGUGCCUAUUUUCAUGCUCAAAGACCUUAGGCUGUUUUCCUGCCUUAUGACACAAAUAUCUCUUGCCAGUUUAGUGCUUUACUGUUUGGAAAGUAUAGUCAGAGAUAUUAGCUCAUUAUGGCUCAUGGUGCCCCAGAAUGGGAGGCAGGGAAUGAAUCAUGGUCCCUAUUUUACUGACAAGAAAACUGAGACUCAGCUUAGGUAACUGACCCGCCAGGUAUGAGGUCAUGGACUGACCCAUGUGGUCAGUCCCAACCCCUGCGGUCUGACCGCAAACCUUUACCCUGAGGCCUGGCCAGAAGUCUUACAUCUGCAGAAUGUGGCUUCCUUUCAGACCAAGAGGCUCAGAAGUUUCCCACUUAGCAAACAAAGCCUAGACCUUUGAAUUCUUUCCUAUGGCCCAAAGUCAAGUCUUAAUCUCCUGCACUCACUUGUUUCAGGAGUCUCUUUUUUCCCUUCCCCCACAAAAAUCACAGGACUCUGCAUGGGUUCUUGAACCCCAUCCUUAACAGAACUAGCCCAUGAGAUAAGAAAGCCAUCGUGGUAGCAAGGUGAUUGCCUUAAAUUAUUAUUCUUCUCCCCAGUGGGAGACACCACCCCUGGAAUCCUACAUCAAGGUCACUUUUUGUCACCCAGAGCAGAUUUCCAGAGCACACAGCCCCGUAGCCCCCUGGGCUCUUGCCUCUUCCUCAGUCAUCUGCCCUGGGCCUUCACCACACAUCGCCCAGAGGAAAGUCCAGCCAACCUAUCCCAGUAAGAACCCUAUGUUUAUAUUAGAAAGAGUCUCCCUUGGGUCUUUCUGGUUUGAUUUGUGGAUUUCUCUUUGUAUCCUGCCCCUCCCCUACACACACCUUUCCCCAUGACUCACAAACCACAUCUCCCCUCCGAGGUGUGAGCACUAAGAUCUUUAUUAAUGCAAUCAGCCUGGGAAAAGGGGCUGUGAACUCCUCCACAAUGGCCGCAGCAGUAGGGUCCUUCUUGAUUCGCUUCACAUGACUCUGUAGUUCACAAGGCCUCAGGGUGGAAAGAGAAUGCAGUGGGUAUGGAAGAUAAUCUAUCUGAAAAAAAAUCAGUGAAGCAAAAGAAGGGGGGAAAUAUAUAUAUAUAUGUAUAUUCUUACACCCACUAAGAAAAAUAAUCAGGCUGAACAAAUUGGAAGCGUAAAGAAAAUUUGUCUUAUUUAGUACUAUGGUCCUGGGCCUAUUUCCCAUUCAAAGAAAAUGUUUGCUUUGAAAUUUAUAGCAACUGAGUUUCUCCCAUGAGCCCUUUAACCCAAAAAUCUGCUAAUUUGAUGAUGAUGUGCUUUUGGAAGCAGUAUUACCGCUCAGUCUGACAUACCCCAUCAUGCUCGCAUUACCCUUGGGCUUUCAGAAAUUCUAUUUGGCCUUACUGUAAGUGUCCUUCUCUUUCUGGAAAGCCCCAGUCACCUUUUUCCAAAAGCACACCCAUCUCUCCUGAUCCUUAUAUAACUUGUGCCAUAAGCAGCAGGGCAGAGGCCCAAAUUCCCGUGCCCACCAAUCAAAAGCAGACCAGAGAAGUCAAGCAUAUGGCUGGUUCCUAGCCAGCACUCACUCUCUCACUCUUUCAUCACUUGCCUUUGCUUCUCAUCCCAGGGGAGGGUAUCCUUUUUGCACCUGCUCUCUGAUCUUCCUGAACAAGCCAGUCCUUUGGAGGAUUCCUUGGAGGAGGCUGUCUUUACAUGCUGGAGGGCAGAGAAAGAUCAAUGGGUGGAAGAGCAGAAAGGCUGAUUUCAGCUUAAAUGAAGGGAAAACCUUCUAGCCAUUCAGGCUGCCCAACACAGCAGAGGUGUGGCUGCCAUAUGAGUGGGUUCACCAACCUAAAAGGGCUUUCUCCACCAACUGGGAGGUGAGCAUCCCAGGUUCUUCCAACUCAGGAUUCUCAUGACUGGCCUGGGGCUUUGUCUCUCUGACAUCUAACAGUGUCCCUAAGUCAUACCAACAGUGCUCUAAAGGAUCAGGGAUGCUCCCAUGAGAAUGGCCAUCCUGCCAGGUGUGGAAUUGGGUAGGAGCAAAUGAAUCAACCCCAGGUCUUCAGGGGAAAGAAGUACUGAAAGUGAGCGUCUUUUUUUCCUCUUGCAGCAGAUAGUUGAGCUAGUCUUGGAAUUCAUUUGUCUGAAAAGGUCAUGAGUUACUAGAUUCGUGGGUUUAUCAACUUGUUUUAAAAACUCAGUUUUUACUAAUUUCCUAGUUUCUUAUAUCAGCAUCUAAAUGCCUCCGUUCUUAGCACAACACACAUGAUAAUGUCCAGUAGCAUUUCCAGUGACAAUGCUCCUCUCUCCUUCCAGAGAUGCCUUUUUCCCAUUUUUUUGUCCCCCUUGUCUCACCCUCUCCUUCCCAUGACCCUCCAUCUCCCAUCUUCUCAGUCUGUUCCCAUAGCUGGCCGUGAUGCAGAAUUGAAAUUUACAUUUUAAUACUUUUUUCUGCAAACCAAAUUGCAUCAGUCCCUGCUCUGCAUUUUAAAAUUAGAUGAAUUUAAGUUCUGUGCUUUUCUCACCAAAAAAUCAAGAAAGCUCCAAACAGAAAUAGUUUGCUUUUUUGUGUGUGUGUGUGUGUACUAUCACAUAUUGGAAAAGGAAAGUGUGCCCCUUGCAAAGGGCAAAGGCUAUUCAGGGCAGCCCGUCCUUCCCAUUCUCACAUGGACUCUUGUUUCUCCCCUUAGAAAAGGAGCAAUAUAAGAAAUAUGGCACUGAAACAAAAAAGCUUGUAAACCCAGCCACCAGAUAGAGCUGGUUCAGUUCAUGAAGGGCAUGUUCACUGCCUGCUGCUUGCACGCUGGUGGGAACCCAGGUGAGCACCGCCAGUGUGACGGCAGCACUCACAACUGUCCCUGCCUGUCCCCAUGCCUUACUUCUCUGGCCCACGGCUAUUGGAGUAUUUAUCAUUUACUCACCCCCAAAGGGUUUAGCUUUCAUGAUUCCUUCCUUUAAAAAAGAAUAGCCUUCCAGAGGGAUGAAAACGAGGGACACUGUCUUCAUUUGUUGCUAUCAAGUUGUGUGGCAGAGAGAGAAACCCAGAUGUUACUAAUGCCUUUCUAAACCUGUGGCUGUCUUUUUCUAAUUUGAACAUCCAUUUUCUAAUAUCAAAGACACACAUGUAAGUGGUAGAAAGAAAUAUGAUUUCCCUUUUAAGGAAAGAUUGAAUCAUCAAACCUGAGGGAACCUCUGUCAGCCUGGCAGGUGGAGACCAACACUGCAUCCUUACCAUACGAAACAUUUUUAAUGUGACUUAGGUGGGAAACUAGACAACUUCCUAAUGAAAUUGGUGGAUGCCAAGAAGUUGGAGUGGUAACAGCUAAAUGACAAGUUCUACGGCCAAAAAUGUCUGAGAGACUAGAAUAAAACCUAGAUCUUCGAAAUUCACCAGGAAGCAACAUAAAGUCCCACCUUUGGAUUUCAAAACAAAACAAAACUAUAGAAGUACAAUGUGGGGAGCAGGUAAGAGUUUUAGUUGGCUGAGCUCAAUGCAGGUCAAGAAAGUGGGAUGAAACUACCCCCCCCAAAAAAAUACACACAAAAAAACCCCAAAACAAACAAAAAGCCACAGAGCAUUCAGGCAUAAGGAGAAAACAUUGGUGAACCCUAUUUGUGAUUGCCGUAAACUUUAAGAAGAAUGCUGAUAACAUAUAACAUUCAGAUGAGCAUGCCUGAUCCUGAGGAGGGGUGCAGACUGUGAGAAGCAGUGCAAGGACUUCAAGAGGAUGUUUAGGCUGGAGGAGAGGUUUGGGAAGCACCAGGAGAGCCAUCUUAGGAGGUGAACGCUGCAGGGAGGCAGAUUUUAGCUCUUGGAAGAGAACUUCCUUUCUAUGCAUGAGCACCUUUGGAAGGUAGAGGACCCCAUGGUAGGUACUGCUGACUGACCCACUCCUGGAGGUCUCAGCAGAGUCUUAAUGGCCAUCUGUCAUGGAUGCUGAAGGGGGUGGGGGGGGAUCCGAGCACCUAGCUGGGGCAACAGGACUUUUAAGAUUCCUUCCCGUCUGGACUUUGGUGACUCUGUAAGUAGAACAGCUGCAAGUGAUUCACCUGGUCUGGGAUGGCAAGUACACAGCACAUGUACUUCCUGUUGCUAUGACUACGCUCUAAACCCAGUGUUGCACUCCUCCCAAGAGCAGAAUGUGACCUCAUACCUCAGAGAAACACUAGCCAAUUGAUCAGAGCUGCCCUAUCUGGUCCUGCUUUGAGGAUGAGUAACCAAACGUCCUGAUGGCUAGUUCCCUGCCUGGGGUCACACACCUUGAUGGAGGCAGUGCCUCAACUAGACAAGGACCCUCUAAAUACCAUCUCUGUCUCAACUCACUUUGCUUUCCUGCAUCUUUUCUGGAGCACCAUCAUUCUCUCCACCCUGCACCACACUCCUGGUUCUUUCUCUCCAGUGGCUGGCAGUGGGAGACAACCAUCGUGCCAAGGAAAAGUGACCCCAUGGGGUGGGACCCUCCAGACGGCUUUCUCAGCGUCUUCCAGACGUUGAGCCCUUUGCCUCCGUGAGAGGAAAGCCGUUCUGUUACACAAACUUGAUUUCCAACUGCCUUGACCCCCAGAUCCCCACCAUUCAGUUUGACGGAAGGAUAUACUUUGUUAUAACUUAUUAUUUUGUUCUUUGUAAAUACAAGAUGUUUAUAGGAAAUGUGUAUUCUGAACUCAACCCGCGGAAUGAGUCACUACACCAAAAUAGUUCUAUUAUUUAGAAUAUGUUAAUUUUAAAGGGACCUAAUAGGUAUUUAUUUACAUAUUCGAUCCACAUUUGUGUAAAAUUAUUUGAUCCUACUAACCAGCUUCCCCAGAAAGUUGCUGCACAUGGCAUCUCAUUCUAAGUCCAUGGGUAUACUUAAGUAUACUGAUUAGCCAAGUUCCUUGGUUUUUAAGAUCAAAUAGAAAUGACUCUACUUUUCGACUCAUUCAGGGGCUUUUUACCCCUGGGAUUGUACCUGAAAACAGGUCUGUCUGGAUUGCCACCUUUCCACCUUAAAUAUCAUAUUUGCUCAUAUAAUCUGCCCUCUCCUCACCCUCAAAUAUUUGGAGAAGGAAAUACGGGGGUCUUUUUCAACCCUUCUCUUUGUCUUGCCUCAUUCAUCAGAGUCACCAGCAGUAAGUGGCUCGGGGGGCUAACUUGGAGUUGGGAAGGGGGCAGGGUCCCCUGGCAGGGGCAAGGAGGGGUAUACAGGAGUUGAGGCACUCACUGCUCUGACCACACCUCCAGGGUCCCCUCUGGUGACUGCUGAGGGGGGCUCUGGGUGGUCAACUCCACAGCCAGGAGCAUGGAACCCACAGAAUACUCCAUCAACCCCAUGUCACCCUUGGUGUCAAUUAUUGCUUAAAGAGGUGGAGGGUAGAAGGCAAAUUAUAUGAGUAAGUAGUCUGCUUUCUCUUCAGCAAAAAUGACAACUAUUUUUGUGUAUGACUAAUUUAUUUUUAUUAUUGUAAAAAUACAAUAAACUGGUGUUAAAAAUCA
This is a messenger RNA of Dama dama (fallow deer), 9177 nucleotides long. RefSeq names its product thrombospondin type 1 domain containing 4 (gene THSD4). Gene Ontology annotation, cellular component: extracellular matrix. Gene Ontology annotation, biological process: extracellular matrix organization. NCBI's taxonomy places the organism in Eukaryota, Metazoa, Chordata, Mammalia, Artiodactyla, Cervidae. The transcript is spliced from 18 exons. Bases 72 to 3263 code for a protein of 1063 amino acids. Gene Ontology annotation, molecular function: metalloendopeptidase activity. The record is from RefSeq and is a predicted model, not a curated record.